UGACAGGUUAUAGCGAAGCGAUCGUAGCCGCCGUGAGACGCUUUGGUACUUGAGAAUUAUUUGUUUUGAUUGCAAACUAUUCAUUUUAUUUUAAAUAUUGUAUCAUGAAGUGAAGAUUUGAAUAUAAGAGCAUAUACUUCAAUUCAACAAUGUUUUAUCACAUAUCUUUAGAACACGAAAUUCUACUGCAUCCUCGUUACUUUGGACCACAAUUAUUAGAUAUCGUAAAACAGAAGUUAUAUACUGAAGUUGAGGGCACUUGUACUGGAAAAUAUGGUUUCGUGAUAGCAGUGACUGCGAUAGAUAGUAUAGGUGCAGGUCUAAUUCAGCCGGGGCAAGGUUUUGUAGUUUAUCCUGUUAAGUAUAAGGCAAUCGUGUUCCGGCCAUUCAAGGGAGAAGUACUUGAUGCUAUUGUCACACAAGUUAAUAAGGUUGGAAUGUUUGCACAUAUAGGACCACUAAGUUGUUUUAUCUCACAUCAUUCAAUUCCGGCGGAUAUGGAGUUUUGUCCGAACGUGAACCCCCCAUGCUACAAGAGCAAGCAGGAAGACAACGUCAUACAGGAAGAGGAUGUCAUCAGACUAAAGAUAGUGGGCACCAGAGUUGAUGCUGCUGGCAUUUUCGCCAUUGGGACAUUGAUGGACGAUUACCUAGGAUUAGUGACACAGUGAAUUCUAUAAAUAAGUGUACAAGACUUUUCAAAUAAAACCAGUAAAGCACUUUGUAA
Molecule: messenger RNA, 727 nt
Organism: Helicoverpa zea (corn earworm)
Lineage: Eukaryota; Metazoa; Arthropoda; Insecta; Lepidoptera; Noctuidae
Gene: Rpb7
Product: DNA-directed RNA polymerase II subunit RPB7
Exons: 6
Coding region: 150-671 (173 amino acids)
Biological process (GO): positive regulation of translational initiation; DNA-templated transcription; positive regulation of nuclear-transcribed mRNA poly(A) tail shortening
Cellular component (GO): RNA polymerase II, core complex; P-body
Molecular function (GO): single-stranded RNA binding; translation initiation factor binding; single-stranded DNA binding
Source: RefSeq, a predicted model, not a curated record